AAGCUGAGCUCGACCUCAUCGCCUUCAUCCACUCACAAACUCUCUCUCACAAACGCAAGUAGCGAAUUUCUGAGCUCAAAAAAUGGCGCAAACCCUGGCAAUGCCUCUGGCGCCGUCUCUCUCCGUAGUCUGCAACGGCCGAAACCCUAAUCCGUUCUCUACCACUCUCUCACUCCCAGUCAGAACCCCAAACAAGGUAGGUGGUUUAAGCAUCAAAUGUGUGCGUGUUGGCGGAGUUGAAAUCCCAAACAACAAGAGGGUGGAGUUUUCUCUUCAGUACGUUCAUGGAAUUGGGCGUACCCGAGCACGUACAAUCCUGAACGACCUGAAAAUGGAGAACAAGGUCACCAAAGACUUGUCUGAAGAAGAGCUUACUAUAAUUCGUGAGGAGGUCUCCAAGUACAUGAUUGAAGGAGACUUGAGGCGGUUCAAUGCUUUGAACAUUAGGAGAUUGAAGGAGAUUCAGUGCUACAGGGGGAUAAGGCAUAUUCAGGGUCUGCCUUGUAGAGGGCAGAGGACUAAGAACAACACCAGGACUUUGAAGGGUAAGAGGGUCACUGUUGCUGGAAAGAAGAAAGCUCGUUAAGUAAUCGUAUUGUGUUCUGAUCCUUUUUGUAAUUGAUGAUCAUAUGAAGUCUGUUGUUUCGAUUUGUGUAUUGGGUUAGUGUUUAGUGGAAUUGAUGAAAGUGCUUUUGAGUUAAUGGAAGUUGUUUUCUCACCAAUGGAAAUGCAUUUGGGAUCGCUUUUUUAUUAUGCA
Molecule: messenger RNA, 757 nt
Organism: Rosa rugosa (rugosa rose)
Lineage: Eukaryota; Viridiplantae; Streptophyta; Magnoliopsida; Rosales; Rosaceae
Product: small ribosomal subunit protein uS13c-like
Exons: 3
Coding region: 83-586 (167 amino acids)
Biological process (GO): translation
Cellular component (GO): ribosome; small ribosomal subunit; mitochondrion
Molecular function (GO): structural constituent of ribosome; RNA binding
Source: RefSeq, a predicted model, not a curated record